This is a messenger RNA of Misgurnus anguillicaudatus (oriental weatherfish), 2308 nucleotides long. RefSeq names its product ADP-ribosylation factor interacting protein 2a (gene arfip2a). The record is from RefSeq and is a predicted model, not a curated record. Gene Ontology annotation, molecular function: protein domain specific binding; phospholipid binding. Lineage: Eukaryota; Metazoa; Chordata; Actinopteri; Cypriniformes; Cobitidae. Gene Ontology annotation, biological process: regulation of Arp2/3 complex-mediated actin nucleation; intracellular protein transport. Gene Ontology annotation, cellular component: trans-Golgi network membrane.
CGUUUCCUUCCCGAUAUGCCCUUCAAGGGCACAAAACACCGUUUAGAAUUCGCCCCAUGUCGUCACUUCCGUUUGCGGAGAACGGAGGGGAUUUGCGUUACCGAGCGACGGAUAGGAUUGACAGAGAUUAUUUCUGUCCAAACAGCCAUUAAAACAUACACGUCGCGUUUUUGUCAUGGAUUAAAAUUCAAUGGUCUCUUUUCACGUCAGAUCAGCGUUAUACGCGUCACACAGACAUUCAUCAUGACAGACAGUAUUUUAAGCAAAGCUGCCACUAUGGAAAUACCCAUCAACAGCAACGGGGACACCAGGACGGCAGAAGAUGAUAGUCUUGAGCAGAUUGGUGGGAGCUUAGAUGAGAUUGUAGGCAAACUGCCAGUGUCCAUGGACCUGCAGCAGGUGAUGGUGUCUGGACCCAACCUGAAUGAAACCAGCAUUGUGUCUGGAGGCUAUGGGGGAGCAGCAGAAAGCAUCAUACCCACUAGUUCUAUCAAAGGGCCGGCCAUUCGCUUCAACCCGGAGUAUUUUGAAAGAAGAUGUGGCCACGCCCCCAAACCAGACAUCCGCUCCAAGUCAAGGGGCAUCCCACCCAGCCAAUCAGCUGCCAGUCGGAUAGCAAGCCAGCCGGGACAUUAUCCAGCUCCCGGCAUGCACCAUAGCAACAGCAACCCAUCCAUGUUUUCGGAGGAAGCCACAAGAGGAGUAGCUGUCGAGAAAUUUGACAGCAUGAAAAAAUGGAGCAUCAACACUUACAAGUGCACCAAGCAAAUGUUUUCAGAGCGUUUUGGCCGUGGUAUAAAAACAGUGGACCUGGAGCUUGAGGCGCAGAUCGAUGUGCUAAGAGAGACCAAACUAAAGUACGAGUGCAUUCUGAGACUCGCACGAGCGCUCACCAGCCACUUCUACAACAUGGUGCAGACUCAGCAAGCUCUUGGGGAUACGUUUGCUGAUCUUAGCCAGAAAUCCCCAGAACUUCAGGAUGAGUUUGGCUACAAUGCAGAAACACAAAGACUGCUAUGCAAGAAUGGAGAGACGCUCCUUGGUGCCAUCAAUUUCUUUGUUUCCAGUAUUAAUACAUUAGUCAACAAAACUAUGGAGGACACUUUAAUGACCAUCAAGAUGUUUGAGAAUGCAAGACUGGAGUACGAUGCCUACAGGACAGACCUGGAAGAGCUGAGUGUAGGUCCGCGAGACUCCGCAGCCAUCAUGCGUAUCGACGCGGCUCAACAGCAGUACCAGAUCCACAAAGAUAAGUACGAACGCUUGCGGAGUGAUGUCACCAUCAAACUCAAGUUCCUGGAAGAGAAUAAGGUUAAGGUGAUGCACAAACAGCUCUUGCUGUUUCACAAUGCCAUCUCUGCGUAUUUUGCUGGAAACCAGCAGCAGCUGGAACAGACUCUCAGACAGUUCAAUGUGAAGUUGAAGCCACCGGGUUCUGAUAAGCCAUCGUGGCUCGAGGAGCAGUGAUCACGUGUAGAGACACUUGGACAUGGAAGUGGAAACAGGAUGGUUGAGAAGUAAACUGUGUUUAAAUAGGAUGUGUAUGAGUGAGGAUGCACGUACUGUACUGUAAGAGAAAGUGAAGCUUUUAUGUUGCCAAACCCUUAAAAGAUGGCCUGUUUAUUUAAAGCCAAAAUAUCUCCAGGUGAAUAAUAUUGACUUUAUUCACACACAUUAUGGAAAUGAACUGUGGUUAAAAUGUACUGCUGCCUUAAUUUACUUGCAUAUAUCUUGUAUGGGCUGUUCAAAGCAAAACAACUUGGUACAGAUCAGUUUAGCCGUCACUUUCUGUUAAACAUUUGAAGAGCUCAGAUGCUAAACGCUUUUAAGUGCGUCUGACAUGUUUUCUUGUAAAAUAACUUUUUCAGACUCUUAAUAGAUUCUUCGAACAAAACGGCAUUUCUGAGGCUGGGAUUAAGUGGAUAUGAAGCGAAAGUAUUUGAUGAACCUACAUAAUACGUACCGACAACAUUCGGUUAAUAUAAUUAUCUCAUUUUUGACAGAGGUGGUGUUUAGCGGCUUUCGCAUUUGAGCUCCUCAUUUACUUUUCAUUUAUUAUGAGUUGUUAUAUAUUUACAAAAUUGUUUUAUAUCCAGUGAGCACCCCUGGGCCAGGUAAUAUGGAAAGUAAAGAAUGUUGUACUUGUGUGUUUGUUUGUUUGUAAUGUAAGGAUGUGGAGGAGGCUACCGUGGCAAGGUAAAGGAAUGACAAAUGCUCACAGUAUGUUGUAAGAAGGUUAAUAAUAUAUUUAUAUUUAUGUAUGUGAGUCCACCUAUGAAAUUAAAACACAUUUGAAAGUCUCACUGCC